AUGACUGAGGAAGAAGUUCCCGCUCCGGUUGAGAAAGUUAUCCGGAUCCAGAGGGUGUUUAUUAACCUGUUGGACACGUACAGCAGCGGAAACAUCGGAAAGUUUCUAUCUAACUGUGUAGCCGGGGCUUCGCUUGAGGAAAUUACAGAGGAAGAGGAAGAGGAAGAUGAAAGUAAGUCAGCAGCCCUGGAAGCUUCAUCAGUCAAACUCAAGGAAGGCACCUUCCAGAUUGUGGGCACGCUUGCCAAUCCCGAGAGCACGCAGCUGGAGUUUGCAAUGGAGACGUACGCUGCCAUCUCCCGAGAAGACCUGCUCAUGCGUCUGAUGGAAUGUGAUGUCAUCAUCUACAACAUCACCGAGCACCCCCAGCAGGUGGAGCAGGCCAUCUGGGCAGUGUCUGCCCUGAACGAAGAGGUCAGCCAUUUUGAAAAGCGGAAGAUCUUCAUCUUGCUGUCCACAGUGAUGACCUGGGCACGCUCCAAGCCCCUGGACCCUGAGGACAACGAGAUUCCGUUUACUGAGGAGGAUUAUCGAAGAAGGAAGCACCACCCUAAUUUUGUGGAUCACAUCAAUGCUGAAAAGAUGGUCCUCAAAUUUGGGAAAAACAUGAAAAAAUUUGCAACUUAUGUGGUUGUGGCUGGACUGCAGUAUGGAAUGGAAGGAGGAAUCUUACACACUUAUUUUAAGACCGCUUGGCUGGGUGAAGUCCCAGCAUUAUCAGUGUAUGGCGAUGGGUCAAAUAUAAUUCCAGCAAUUCACGUGCUUGAUUUAGCAGGAGUGAUACAGAACGUAAUUGACCACGUGCCGAAGGUCCACUACCUGGUGGCUGUGGACGAGUCUGUCCACACCCUGGAAGACAUCGUCAAGUGCAUCAGUAAAAAUACUGGCCCUGGGAAAAUCCAGAAGUUACCCAAAGAAAAUGCUUUUCUGACCAAGGACUUAACACAAGAGUGUCUGGACCACUUACUGGUGAAUUUGAGGAUGGAAGCGGUCUUUGUGAAAGAGAAUUUUAACAUCCGAUGGGCGGCCCAAACAGGGUUUGUGGAAAAUAUCAACAACAUCCUCAAAGAGUACAAGCAAAGCAGAGGGUUACUGCCCAUCAAGAUCUGCAUCCUUGGCCCCCCCGCAGUGGGCAAGUCCAGCAUCGCGGCGGAGCUGUGCAGGUACUACAAGCUGCACCACAUUCAGCUGAAGGACGUCAUUGCAGAGGCCAUCACAAAGCUGGAAGCAAUUGUCGCGCCCAAGGAAGGAGGGGAGGAAGAAGACGAAGGUGAAGAGGAGGAAGAGGAGAACGUGGAAGAUGCACAGGAACUCCUAGAAGGCAUCAAGGAGAACAUGGAGCAGAAUGCAGGUCGACUAGACGACCAAUACAUAAUUAGAUUUAUGAAAGAAAAGCUAAAAUCUAUGCCUUGUAGGAAUCAAGGUUACAUUUUGGAUGGUUACCCCAAGACCUAUGAUCAAGCAAAAGACUUGUUCAGUCAAGAUGAUGAUGAAGAGGAAGAAGAAAUCAGAGGCAAAAUGUUCCCCUUUGAUAAAUUAAUCAUACCCGAGUUCGUGUGUGCGCUGGACGCCUCCGACGAGUUCCUGAAGGAGCGUGUGAUGAACCUUCCCGAGACCUUCGUAGUGGGGACCCACUACACCCAGGACCGCUUCCUCCGGUCCCUUAGCAACUUCCGGGACAUCAACACCGACGACGAGACCGUCUUCAACUACUUCGAUGAGCUUGAAAUUCACCCGAUACCCAUCGAUGUAGGGAAACUGGAAGAUGUGCAGAACAGGCUCGCUAUCAAGCAGCUCAUCCGAGAGAUCGGGGAGCCACGGAACUAUGGUCUAACAGAUGAAGAGAAGGCAGAGGAGGAACGCAGGGCUGCUGAGGAGCGGCUGGCCAAGGAGGCCGCUGAGGAGGCAGAACGUGAGCACAACGAGGCUGUGGAGCAGGCAGAGAAGAUGGCGCGCUGGGAGGAGUGGAAUAAGCGGCUAGAGGAAGUGAAGAGAGAAGAAAGAGAGUUACUGGAGGCCCAAUCGGUCCCCCUGAGGAACUACUUGAUGACUUAUGUGAUGCCCACCCUGAUGCAAGGACUAAACGAGUGCUGUAAGGUCAGACCUGAGGACCCCGUGGACUUUCUGGCAGAAUAUCUCUUCAAGAACAAUCCUGAAAUGCAGUGA
This is a messenger RNA of Chrysochloris asiatica (Cape golden mole), 2166 nucleotides long. RefSeq names its product adenylate kinase 7 (gene AK7). Gene Ontology annotation, biological process: nucleobase-containing compound metabolic process. The transcript is spliced from 18 exons. The record is from RefSeq and is a predicted model, not a curated record. Bases 1 to 2166 code for a protein of 721 amino acids. Gene Ontology annotation, molecular function: AMP kinase activity; ATP binding. NCBI's taxonomy places the organism in Eukaryota, Metazoa, Chordata, Mammalia, Afrosoricida, Chrysochloridae. Gene Ontology annotation, cellular component: cytoplasm.